AGAAUGAGUUGUUUAGCAGGCUCUGAUCCCCAUGCUCGGGUUGCAGUUUGUAUUAAUGCCUAAUCCAAGGUCCCAUCACCUCCCCCCACCCCACGCCCUAAAACAGUUGCUACACCCGCGGCAUUUAGCAACCGGUACACAACACCAACAGAACCAAAAUCUCUUUCUCUCUCUCCAUUUUAUACUCCUCGCAGAUUGCAUAAUUUAAUCGAAGCUUUCUCAAAUAUAUUUCCAUAUUUUAUUUCCUUCUAAGAAAGGCGGGAUUUUUGUGUCUUCGUGUGUAUCCAUCUGUGCAUAUAUAUUAUUAUACACGCUAGCCGGCGAUGCCGACGCCGGUGAGCGCAGCGAGGCAAUGCUUGACGGACGAGGCGGCACGUGCUUUGGACGACGCCGUUGUUGUAGCGCGCAGGCGGAGCCACGCCCAGACGACGUCGUUACAUGCCGUCUCGGCCUUGCUUUCCUUGCCGUCCUCGGCCCUCCGCGACGCCUGCGCCCGCGCCAGGAGCAGCGCGUACUCCCCACGCCUACAGUUCCGGGCUCUCGAGCUCUCCGUCGGAGUUUCCUUGGACAGGUUGCCGUCGUCCAAGGCACAGGACGAGCCUCCGGUCUCGAACUCGCUCAUGGCGGCGAUCAAGCGGUCUCAGGCGAACCAGAGGCGGCAUCCGGCGAGCUUUCACUUGCACCAGAUUCACAGCCAGCAGCAAGCGGCAUCGCUUUUGAAGGUUGAGCUGAAACACUUUGUUUUAUCUAUUUUGGACGACCCGAUUGUGAGUCGGGUCUUCGGAGAAGCCGGGUUUCGGAGCUGUGAUAUAAAGUUCGCGAUUAUUCACCCGCCGGUCACGCAAUCCACCCGGUUUCGUCGGACCCGGUGCCCGCCCAUUUUCCUGUGCAACUUAACGGACUCGGACCAUGCCCGACCCGGAUUCAGCUUCCCUUUUUCCGGGUUCGAAGACAGAGACGAGAACUCCAGAAGAAUAGCCGACGUGUUGGUUAGAAAAAGCGGGAAAAAUCCGUUGCUAAUCGGCGUUUGCGCCGGCGACGCUCUGAAGAGCUUCACCGAGGCCGUGCAGAAGGGUAAAGCGGGGAUUUUUCCAGCUGAAAUCGAUAACUUUAGCAUGGUAUCCAUCGAGAAGGAGGUUUCUGAGUUCGUCGUCAAUGGCGGAAGCGAGGAGGAGAUGGGUUCCAAGUUUGAGGAGGUGGGUCGAAUGGCUGCGCGUUGCUCUGGAGCUGGAAGUGGUGUUAUUGUAAAUAUUGGGGAUUUGAAGGGUUUAGUGGGUGAGGGUAUGGUGGCGGAGGAAGCUCUGAGCUUUGUGGUGCUGCAGUUGAAGAGCUUGUUGGAGAUUCAUGGUGGGAAAUUACGGUUGAUUGGCGCGGCUGCGAGCCACGAAGUGUUUACAAAGCUUUCGCUUUGGUUUUCGACGAUUGAGAAGGAUUGGGAUCUUCAUCUUCUUCCCAUUACUUCUUCUAAAGCUUCAAUGGAAGGAGGUUACUCGAAAUCCAGUUUGAUGGGGUCCUUCGUUCCAUUUGGCGGAUUCUUUUCUGCACCAUCCAACUUCAAAAAUCCAUUGAGCAGCACAUAUCGAUCGUUUGGACGUUGUCAUGGGUGCACAGAGAAGUAUGAGCAAGAAAUUGCUUCUGUUCUGAAAGUAGGAUCAACUGUUUCGGUAACUGAUCAGCGGUCAGAUAGCUUGCCUUCUUGGUUACAAAUGCACAAACUUGGCACUGGCAAGGGAGAUGAUCUAGCAAAGACCAAAGAUGAUAAAACAACAAUGAAUGUUACAGUAUCAGCACUGCAGAAAAAAUGGGAUGAUUUCUGCCGACAAAAUCUUCAUGCUCAACCAUUCCCUAAAGUGGACAUUUAUCAAGCAGGGCGUCAAGUUGCAUCUGCCGAGGGCUCCCUAGCUGUUUGGGAUAGAAAAGAAAACAGUGGUGAAGACUCAUCUCCAAAUGAAAGUGGAUGUGCUAUUCAAUUUCACUGCCAGCCAAUGGUUAUGCAAAAGAGUUAUCUAUCAAAACAGAACUUGCCUGUGCAAGUAGUUUCUGAUGGUGAGAAUACCAGUCUCCAGUCCGAGCUAUUGGUAAAAGAUUCGAAGGGUCAGCGAGUUGAACUGGGAAGUCCCUGCCUAACUACUUACCCCAUCCACAAUCUGCCCACCGACUACACAUCAUCUGCGUUGAUCACUUCUGUGGCAACAGAUUUGGGAUUGGGAACAUUAUAUGCAGCAACCAGCCAAGGGCCAUUAAGUCCUCAAUUACAAGAUAUUAAAGGGAGUUCCCACCACCUCUCUGGUUCCAUUUCUGCUGAAUUUGAUGUAUUGAGUGAAAAUAGUUCACGCCAAAUAGCUCAGUCCUCUUCCUGCUCUGCUUCUGAUCUUGGAGGGCAGAUUGAUCCAAGCGAUAUCAAAUCACUUACGAGAGUUCUCACAGAAAAGGUUGGCUGGCAAAAUGAAGCCAUUUGCAGUAUCAGUCAAGCUGUGGCACGUUGCAAAUCUGGUGGUGGAAGGAAUCAGGGUUCAAAAGUUAGAGGAGAUAUAUGGCUGACUUUGAUUGGACCUGACAAAGUCGGAAAGAAGAAACUUGCUUUAGCACUUGCUGAGAUACUUUUUGGCUCCAGAGAAAGCUUAAUUUCUGUGGAUCUGGAUUCCCAAGACAGGGGUUACCAAUCAAACUCAGUUUUUCAAUCCGAAUGCGCAGAUGAUUACAAUUUGAAGUUUAGGGGUAAGACAGUUGUUGAUUACGUUGCAGGGGAGUUAAGCAGGAGACCUCCUUCAGUGGUCUUCCUUGAAAAUGUCGAUAAGGCGGACUUUAUUGCCCAGAGUAGCUUGUCCCAGGCCAUUAGGACUGGCAAGUUUCCAGACUCGCAUGGGAGAGAAAUCAGCAUUAACGACAUAAUCUUCGUGACAACCUCCACUAUAAAAAAGAGCAGCAAAAGCCACUCUGUAGAGAUCGAACCCCAUAAAUUUUCUGAGGAGAUCAUACUUACCGCCGAGAAAUGUCAAAUGCAAAUUCGGAAUUUUGGAGAUGCCAACCAAAGCAAGGGCAUGAGUGUGAGGAUUGCACCAAGAGAUGGAACCUCGAACCCGUAUUCUUCUGUAAAUAAAAGAAAGCUGAUUGACACCAAUGCCUCCAUAGAGCAAUCCUCUGAACUACAGAAACGGUCCAACAAGCAAUUAAGGAACUUUCUUGAUUUGAAUUUGCCAGUAGCGGAGACAGACGAGAACAUAGAUUCUGAAGAUUGUGACGGUGACUCCAUCUCCGAAAACUCGGAAGCUUGGUUGGAAGGUUUCCUCAAUCAAGUGGACGGAAAAGUGGUUUUGAAGCCAUUUGAUUUCGAUGCACUUGCUGAGAAAAUAGUGAAGGAAAUCAAUCACGAAUUUAAGAAAAUAUUCAGAUAUGAGGUUCAGCUGGAGAUUGAUUUCGGAGUCAUGGUUCAGAUGCUCGCAGCUGGCUGGUUAUCGGACAAGAAGAAAGCCGUAGAGGAGUGGGUGGAACAAGUUCUCAGCCGAAGCUUUGUCGAAGCACGCCAGAAGUUCUGUCUCACUGCUCAUCCAGUAAUGAAACUGGCUGCUGCUGGAACUCUUUCCGUCGACGAGCAAGCUCCCGGCGUUUGCCUUCCUGCUAGAAUUAGUCUGGACUAAUUUUUUGCUAAACUGUGCUUUUUGUAAGUACAUGUACGUAUACUGUAGCUUUUAGCAUAUAGCAUUUGGCAUUAGAAAAGCCUCUGUUUUUCUAGUCAGCCCUAUAAUUUAUUGGUAAAUCCAUUUUGUGCUGUAUUAGUGACUUGUUUGUAAGAAUGUAAAUGUUUCUGUUGAUCUACGGCAGUUUGUUUUGUAAUUUGCAUUGUGUUGUAUUGUCAGUUUAGCAUAUAUGCUUAUUUACUC
This is a messenger RNA of Malus domestica (apple), 3881 nucleotides long. RefSeq names its product protein SMAX1-LIKE 6-like. Gene Ontology annotation, molecular function: ATP hydrolysis activity; ATP binding. The record is from RefSeq and is a predicted model, not a curated record. Lineage: Eukaryota; Viridiplantae; Streptophyta; Magnoliopsida; Rosales; Rosaceae.